Tachysurus fulvidraco (yellow catfish) is the source of this 1940-nucleotide messenger RNA. RefSeq names its product chemokine (C-X-C motif) ligand 14 (gene cxcl14). The record is from RefSeq and is a predicted model, not a curated record. The coding region runs from base 268 to 567 and encodes 99 amino acids. Gene Ontology annotation, biological process: antimicrobial humoral immune response mediated by antimicrobial peptide; cell chemotaxis. Gene Ontology annotation, molecular function: chemokine activity. The transcript is spliced from 4 exons. Lineage: Eukaryota; Metazoa; Chordata; Actinopteri; Siluriformes; Bagridae. Gene Ontology annotation, cellular component: extracellular region.
CUCCAUUGCUGUGCAUAUUAAUGAGGCGCGAGGUCUCUUUUUAAAACGCUGCGGCUCGGAGCGCACAGUCAGAUCUUUGGAGAGUCUGUGGUGGAGUCACGUCAACCUGCUCACUGCUGUCAUCUCCUGAGACAAACAACACACGGAAGUGUAAAGUAGACCGGUUAAGUCACAACACAUUGACUUUUUUCCGAGGCAGGAUACUAAAAAUUGUAGAGUUUUGGUGAAGAGAAGCCCAGGCGUCGGAGCUCCUCAACGUGAACUGGGAUGAAUCGCUGCACAGCUGCGUUACUUCUGCUGGUCAUUGCACUUUAUUCGCUGAACACAGAAGCAUACAAAUGCAGAUGCACCAGGAAAGGCCCCAAGAUACGAUACAAAGACGUUCAAAAACUUGAAAUUAAGCCUAAACACCCUUUCUGCCAGGAGAAGAUGAUAUUCGUCACCAUGGAGAAUGUGUCCCGUUUCAAAGGUCAGGAAUACUGCCUGCACCCCAGACUGCAGAGCACCAAGAACCUGGUGAAAUGGUUUAAGAUCAUGAAGGACAAGCACAAGGUAUACGAAGCCUAAAAUAUCUAAAAUGCCAUAGUGUUACAGAGCUACAGAGGUUAAAAUUUCUGUGGAAUGUACAAAACCACCAGUGCAUCUGUGGAUCAGCAGAGGACCGGUUUCCAAGCUUACCAAGCACAAGACCCUUUCUUCAGGAACAAUGUGUAGGAAGACAUGUGUAAAAAAAACAAAAAAAAAACAACUCACAUUUCAAACGUAAUUAUGGUCCAAAACAAGCACUAUGUAUUUAUUAAAAGUGUUACACUUGCAAAAAAAAAAAAAAAAAAAGACUGAGUAAGAAAGUCUGUGAGAAUCAGAUUUAGAUGCAAGUGAUCAUUGCCUUUUCAGGUGAAAUGCUUUUACUCCUCAUAUAGGCUUCUCAUUUCUUUUUGGUCUGAUUCAUUGUGUUGUGGUAUUUAAAAUGGUUCUACCGCAAAUGUUAUUUAACUACCUGAGAGAAGCCAUACAACAGUGUAUAGUAAUGUGCUGUCCAGAUCGUUUAAACAACAUAGAGUUCUACAGGGGCUUUUCACUUUCCAAGUCAUUGUCCAUACAUUAAUACAGACCAUAUGUUAUUUUGAUAUCUCAGUAAAGCUAGUUUCAUAUGUGGUGAUAUAGCGCACAACCAUAUUUAAAAUGAGAACAUGUCUGUAAAUAUAUGUUUACUGUGUGCCAUACCACUAUACAACAGUUAAGAUGAGACAAAAAGGUAUUCUGUGCAAAACAGGUACACUGACUGACAAGUGUGUGCUCAAUUACGCACAUUUGCUAAACCAUCCAUUUAACCAUGAACAGCUCUGCACAUCUACAUACUAUAGAGAGUUAUUUAAAAGCUCAUCUAGUUUACGCUCAAUAUCUGAGGCAACGUGUGCCACUCCUCUUCACUUCUUCUUUCAUACACUUCUGAGGUUUAACCUCUUCAUUCUCACAUUUCCAAAAAAUGAGUGUGUGAAAUUUGGGGCCUAAAGUAAGUCUGUUUGUUUACCUAAAUCUUUGUAUUCGAUUCUAGCCAAUCCAUCUUGGCUUAACUUUUCCAUCAUCAUUCCAUGGUCUACAUGAGCCUCUUCUAUAAGGUUUUUUUUUUUAUUACUCAGGCUUAUUUGGUAUGACAAGUCUGAUAGGUUAUUUCCACUGAAUGGAAGGUUGUUUAAAUCACAUGUAUGAAAAGGUGUUUAUCUUGUUAAUAUGGAACAUUUGGCCUAGAUGAUUUGUGUAGAAUUUCAUAGUAGAAUUAUACAGUAUGUUCUAUUAUAAAGAUGUUUCGCUAUUUAAAUAUAAAAUAACAGAACUAUUUCAUUCUUUGUGUUUGGGUUUACCCACCCAACACUGCUUCAUUUGCAUUCCAAGGAGUGUAAUGUACAAGCACAGCAAUAAAGAUAUUUAAAUGACUCUUA